Messenger RNA from Trachemys scripta elegans, 6210 nucleotides. It is a transcript of the gene PKNOX1, whose product is annotated as PBX/knotted 1 homeobox 1. Lineage: Eukaryota; Metazoa; Chordata; Testudines; Emydidae. The record is from RefSeq and is a predicted model, not a curated record. Gene Ontology annotation, molecular function: RNA polymerase II cis-regulatory region sequence-specific DNA binding; DNA-binding transcription factor activity, RNA polymerase II-specific. The transcript has 15 exons. The coding region runs from base 661 to 2097 and encodes 478 amino acids. Gene Ontology annotation, biological process: regulation of transcription by RNA polymerase II; angiogenesis.
UUCCUCAGUUGUGAGAUUUUGGGCAUUUAGUAUGGUGUUCUAAAUGAUUUCCAAUUAUCAUUCACAUUUCUCUGAUUAAAUUCCUCCUCCCACCUGACUUGGCUAUAAGUGUGUUAAAAGGGCCAAUUUCACAAAAUUUAAAGUACCAUGUGUGUAUAUAUAUUACUGGUCUGGACUUUACAUAUUUAGUGUGCAAACAGAAUAAUCAAGUCAUAAUCACUUGUAUCUUAGCUACCAUUAAUUUUUAGUUCUGUGACCAGCUCCUUUUUAUAUGUUAAGAUGAGGUCUUGUAUAGUUUCCCCCAUGUUGGAUGCAACACUUCUUGAAUUAGGAAAUUGUCAUCUAUACUGUUUAGAAAUCCAAGGAUAUCUUAUUGCUGGCAGCAUGAGACAUCCAGAAUAUGUCACUCAAAUUGAAGUCCUCCAUGAUCAUGUAGCAUUUCCCCCUAUAUAUUAUAGGACAUUGAUCCAUAAAUAUUCAGGAUCAUUUUAUUCUAAGUUGUCAGUGAUUCAGAAACAGGUGUGUAUCUGCUAUCUUGUGCACCAAUGAGCCUGGAAUUCAAUCUGCUGGAAUAAGACAAUGGCCUCUACGUCCAGUUGAAAUAAAGGGAAUAUGUGUUCUCACUUGUGAUGAUUUGACAUUAUAAACCCUUCAUUAACCAUGAUGGCAACACAGACAUUAAGUAUAGACAACUAUCAAGAUGGACAACAAAUGCAAGUAGUAACCGAGUUAAAAACUGAACAAGACCCAAACUGCUCUGAAACUGAUGCAGAAGGAGUGAGUCCUGCCCCUGUAGAAUCUCAGACGCCAAUGGAUGCAGACAAGCAGGCCAUUUACAGGCACCCACUGUUUCCAUUGUUAGCACUAUUAUUUGAAAAAUGUGAACAAUCUACACAGGGCUCAGAAGGCACUACCUCUGCUAGUUUUGAUGUAGAUAUUGAAAAUUUUGUAAGGAAGCAGGAGAAGGAAGGAAAACCCUUUUUUUGUGAAGAUCCAGAAACUGAUAAUUUAAUGGUAAAGGCAAUCCAGGUUCUACGUAUUCAUCUGCUUGAGUUAGAAAAGGUUAAUGAACUCUGCAAGGAUUUCUGUAGUCGUUACAUUGCCUGUCUGAAAACUAAAAUGAACAGUGAAACUCUACUAAGUGGAGAACCUGGAAGUCCUUAUUCACCUGUACCAUCGCAGCAAAUUCAAAGUGCCAUUGCAGGCACACUGAGUCCCCAAGGGAUUAUGGUGCCUGCAUCAGCAUUGCAGCAGGGAAAUGUAACUAUGGCAACAGUAGCAGGGGGUACAGUGUAUCAGCCAGUCACUGUGGUCACUCCACAAGGUCAAGUAGUGACACAAGCACUGUCACCUGGGACAAUUAGGAUCCAGAAUUCACAGGAUAAUACUGCAAGAGAACUUCCACCACUACCGCUGCAGCUUCAGUUACAGUUAAACCAAGAUCUAAGUAUCUUGCAUCAAGAUGAUGGCUCGUCAAAAAAUAAGAGAGGGGUUCUUCCAAAGCACGCUACUAAUGUGAUGAGAUCUUGGCUCUUUCAGCAUAUAGGGCAUCCAUAUCCAACAGAAGAUGAGAAAAAGCAAAUUGCAGCCCAGACAAAUCUGACACUACUGCAGGUUAACAAUUGGUUUAUCAAUGCUAGAAGACGAAUUCUUCAGCCAAUGCUGGAUUCUAGCUGUUCCGAAACUCCAAAAACAAAGAAAAAAACAGCUCAAAACAGACCAGUUCAGAGGUUCUGGCCUGAUUCCAUUGCAUCAGGAGUUGCUCAGCAGCAAUCUAAUGAACUUACAAUGUCAGAUGAGUGGAAGAGCCAGACUUGUUACAUGGGGCCUCCUGACUCUCCACGCUGUUCUCAUUCGUGCAGACCACCCUGCCUUACUGCCCAAGGAGCUGUUGUAACAAUUACAGCUCCGGUCAACAUGAAUGUAGACAGUCUCCAGUCUCUGUCAUCUGAUGGUGCUACUUUGGCUGUUCAGCAAGUUAUGAUGGCAGGACAAAGUGAGGAUGAAUCUGUGGAUAGUGGUGAAGACGAUGGAGCAGACCUCUCAACAACAAACAUCAGUGGGCUUGUUUUGGAUAACAGUGAUUCUCUGCAGUAGGAAGCAAGAGAAUGUGACAAAAUAUUUAGGAAAAUGAAUGGACUGACUGACUGUUUUUAUAGUUUGCACAGCAAACAUUUUACACAAGUUUUAUUUCUAAUAUGUUUUAUAUGUAGAUAUAGAAGGGUGCACUUUUUUGUAUUUCAUAGUAAGCUUAAAGAGUGUCUUUGCAGGUGCAGCAACUUCUUUCAAAUGUGUUUUUGAAUUUUGAAGAGAGGUUGAGUUUGUUUUUUUUAAUUACAAAAAAUUGCAUCUAGUAAUGUAAUGAACCACAUAAAUACCCCUUUUGUUCUCUCAUUAGAUUGAAAGUGCUACAAUUUCUAAAGAAUUAUGCAGUUUCAAUUAGACCUGUUGUUAAAGACAGCUCUUGGUUGACUAACGAUGUAAAUUCAAAGCAUGUGGCACUUGAUCAUUAAGUUAGACACACAUUUGAAAGAUGCUUCUGCACCUUAAAAACUGCCAGUCUGAGGUGGGCAACAACACACACCCACAAAGAAAAUGGAGAUGUGUGAUUCAGUAGCGAAUGUAUGACAGUUUAAAUAAGUUUAAUUUCUCUCAUAGUCAGUGAGCUUGUUUAUCAUUUGCUAUAAAAACUCCUAUUUUUACCUUGGCGGGAUUAUUGGAUAAAAAAAAUAUUUUUAUAAAUUGAGUAGGAAUUGGAAUGACAACUGUAUUGAGCAUGAGAAAAAAAUUUCCAGAAGGGGAAAAUAAAUGUUUAGUAUUCCUAUUUGGAAGGUUCUGAAAAUUUGACCAAAUUUAAUAAACAUGCCUAAUGCUAGUGUUCCAUGGUUCUCUGCUAUCCCAUAGUGGUAUAGUAUAUUUGAUAAUAGCAUAAGAAGGGCCCACAGUUUGAUGGGAUUUUGAUAUUGUCAAACUUUGAUUUAUAUAUGUGUAAACUAAUGCUCAAAUUACAUUUAACUCUGUAUCUAAACUUGUAUCCGAAGAUAUUUGCUAAAUAGGUAUUCAGGUAAGUAAGUACAAUUAUCCACAAAAUUUCUAGUAAUCAACAGAGAAACUUAAUAGUUCAUGUUUUUUCAGUCUGAUUUUUAAAAAUGAAAAAUUGACUGGCUAGUUUUUCCACCUCAGUUAUAUUAUUGAAUUUGAAAUUUGUUUCCACAUACAAAAAAUAUAAUUUAUGGAUUAUAUAAAGAAUCUUUUCAGAUACAAACAUCACUACCAGAAUUUACAACAGGCUUGUAAAAAAUCCUUGUGUGUCUUUUAACAAACUCAGAACUAGUGAUGAAAAUAGAUUUAUCUGUGAUAAUGGUUAAUUUCAGUUUAUCCGCAGAUCUUGAGUUGUGUAUUGUUAUUUCUGAACACCUGUUAUUGACCCUUCAUGCUGAAAAAGUUGGUCUUUCCCCAUUGUUAAGUGCAAAGAACAGUAGACUCAAGAAAUCUUGUAGCAGGACAGUGUGAAAAGGAGGGUGCUACCUUCAAAUCUUAAGCACUAAUUGAGCAAAGCACUUAGUUAUGUGCUUAACUAUAAGCACCUACUUAAAGCCAUUCCUGUUCCACAAAAUAUCCAAGCAUGUGCUUAGAUCCCGUUAACUUCAGUGGGGUUAAACCAUAUACUUGAAAUUAAACACAUGCUUAGGUGCUUUGUUGAAUUGGGGCUUUGAAGUCUGCCUUACUGAGCAAUUUAUAGGCAGCAUGAACAGAGACCUUGACAGGAGAUGCUAAAAAAUUGUUACAUGUACAUAGAAGGCAAAUUUAUUUUUCAGAGGUUACCAUUAAAAAAAUCCUUGUUUUACUGGCAUUGGGCUACAUUCACCACUAGCAUAAGCAGCUGACUUCGCCACUGUAACACCUAAUUAUGCCUGUGAUGAAUUGGGCCUGUUGACUCAACUGCAGUAAUGAGGUAUGAUUAUGGUUAGAAUUAUUAAAGUAAAGUUUUUAAAGUAUUUGUUUUAAUCUAUCUUCUCUGUUUUUGCCUCUAAUACCCUUUCCAUAUGUACUGAGCAAUUUAAAGAAAAUACUAAGAGUGUAUAAUGAAAGAUUUAAUUAUGAAAACUGGUAUAAUGUAAUUGAUUUAAGGCAUACUGACAAGUCCAAUUUGACCCAAAAAUUAAAAGGGCACAGUCAACUUUAAAAAUCAAACUCCUGUAUGAAAACAUUUGCCUACUAUUGUUAUAAGCAACACCCAAGAUGAAUAUAACUGACUGAGAUUGGAAGCAAAAAUACUUUUCUCUAUCUUUUCAAUUUGUUUACUGUUUGCUUCUGCCAGCACUUUUUCAGUGUUUCCCAUGGUAGAGCCAUUUUUUCCUAUUGUACUGUGUAUGUUUUUCAUACAACAGAAGGUGAGAGGAAAAAUAUUUUUAGGGCUAGAUUCAGCCAGCUUUGUUCAUGUUUAGUAGCAGUUGAAGCCACAGAGCUGCAAAUACUUACAUACGUGAGUAGAAUAAUGUAUUGCUCAAUACGAGCAAAGCUGGCAGAAUUGAGUCCUCAAAAAAUAGAAAAAUGUGAUUUUUUUUUUUUUUUUUUUAAAUACAUAUAUAUUGGCAGGGGGACUUAGGUGGGUGUAGUACCUGAAACUUUUAACUCAGUUGAAAAUAAGUAGAUUUCAAGUUGACAAUGUCCCUUUUGAUUUUAUGAAAGCAAGCUUGUACAAAUCAUUACACCAAUUAAAAGUGUUUCCUUGGAUUUUUUCCUUCGUUCUAGUGGAAAUAUAUAUAUUUUUAUUCAAUAGAAUAAGUAAGCGUUCUUGCUGGUGUUUGCAGCGUUUAUCCAGUGCAUAAGUACCUGGAAUGUGAAAUUGACUGGAAAGUUACUAAUGACAAAAGAAAAUGGAGUAAUCCAUUUUUAAUGUUAGUCUCAAGAAAACUGCAAAAAGUAAACAGUAUAGUGAAAAGUAAACUAUAUUUGUAAAAUUACUUCAGUUUUAAUAAUCAAAGGUACUAUUUAACAAACUAUGGGGCCCAAAUUUUUUCAAGGACUGACAUCUAAUAACUAAAACUGCAACAUUUAAAAAGAAAUCAUGGAAAUUGUGCAAAAUUAAAACAGAUGCACUUGAUUGUAAUUAAGUGAAUUUAAGUUACUAAUGAUUCAAUUUUUGGUACCAAACCUGCUUGGGAGCAAUUAAUGAAUAAUUAUUCAGUCUAUGCAAGAUGAAAUUACCUCUCCAGCCAUAACUGUGUGAUUUAUAGGUACGCUAUUGUAGUAUUUUUGGUCUUCUUUUAUUUUUGAUAAUCAUUCAGACAAAACAUUCACUAAAAAUUCAGCUGGGUUUAAAGUUGACUAGGCAAAAUAUAAUUUGGAAAGCAUGUUGGAAAUAUAAGUAACCUUCAUUCCCUCUUGAAAAUCUAAGAUAACACUAGUGAAACAUUUCUAUUUCUAAACAAUUUCCCCCUCUGCCAUAGUAAAUAGAAUGCAUUCAGAUAGUAAUCAUCUCCCCCCGAAAAGUAAAGCUAGCCAAGAAAAAUCAAUGAGAAUGCAAGUUUAGGUUUUACUUUGUUCAUUUAAAUACUACAGUUAAACACGUAUUACUUCUGAAUUGUUAAAUGUAUUGCUGAAGAGUACUCCUGGAAACAUUUAGGACUUGACUGAACUUUGUUGUUGUUUCAUUGUAGAUUGAAUAGCUAGGUUGGCUUUGCCAAACCCAAAUCUGAUUUUUCUAGGCUUACUAAACUCUUUCAAGUAUUUUAUUUUUCACAUUAUAAAAUAAUUUUACUUAAUCAUUCAACAUGGAGUAGAAUGAAAGAUGGCGCAAGUAUGCUGUGAAAAGAUCAUGCUAACCAUGUCAUUUGGUUACCUGUGCAACAUGGUAAUAUAAGUUUUGUUCUGCUCUGUAGUUCUGUAGGAUCUACUGAAUAAUCACUCUUUUUUUCUUUUCUUUUUUUUUUGACUGUGUGAGAGAGCACGCCUUUUUACAAACUUACUAACCUUGUAGUCUACUGUCAAAAUAUUUACCUAAUGUUAUUAGAUGCCCAUGUUUUCAGAUAGUGACAGAAAUGACCCUCAAUCUUCCACUGUUUUAGCAACAUUUGUUCUAUAAAACUGACAAUCUUUAAAGUGUGAACACUGUACAUUUAGCUUUUCUUGGAUAGUUGUCUUUUAAGGGAUAUUGUGAAGCAAUUGAUCUAUCAAAGCAAAGAAAAAUUAAAAAUCAGAACAUGC